Molecule: messenger RNA, 2789 nt
Organism: Cricetulus griseus (Chinese hamster)
Lineage: Eukaryota; Metazoa; Chordata; Mammalia; Rodentia; Cricetidae
Source: RefSeq, a predicted model, not a curated record
UUCCCUGCGAUAUCUACCCCUACCAAGCGUAUUGGCGUGACGGAUCUUGGGACCGGAAGUAAAGGCAGCACGGGGCGCCGGGUCUGACGGGAACCCGUUCGGAGGUCCUGGUGGCGUCCUGAACGGAGCCUCCUUCCCGGCCAUGGGGCUCCUGUCGGACCCGGUGCGCCGGCGCGCGCUCGCCCGCUUCGUCUUGCGCCUCAACACUCCGCUCUGCGUGCUGAGCUACGUGGCUGGCAUCACCUGGUUUUUGGCGCUGGCUUUCCCGCCCCUAACCCAGCGCACUUACAUGUCUGAGAACGCCAUGGGCUCCACCAUGGUGGAGGAGCAGUUUGUAGGUGGAGACCGCGCUCGAAGCUUUGCCCGGGACUUCGCUGCACACCGUAGGAAGUCGGGGGCUCUGCCAGUGGCCUGGCUGGAGCGGUCGAUGCGAUCCGUAGGGCUGGAGGUCUACACUCAGAGCUUCUCCCGCAAACUGCCCUUUCCGGAUGAGACCCACGAGCGCUAUAUGGUGUCAGGUACCAAUGUGUAUGGCAUCCUGCGGGCCCCACGUGCUGCCAGCACCGAGUCUCUGGUACUUACUGUACCCUGUGGUCCAGACUCUACAAAUAGCCAGGCUGUGGGGCUGCUGUUGGCACUUGCUGCCCAUUUCCGAGGGCAGAUUUACUGGGCCAAAGAUAUAAUCUUCCUGGUAACAGAGCAUGAUCUUGUGGGCACUGAGGCUUGGCUUGAAGCCUACCAUGACAUUAAUGUUACAGGCAUACAGUCAUCUCCCCUGCAGGGAAGGGCUGGAGCCAUUCAGGCAGCUGUGGCCCUGGAGCUGAGCAGUGAUGUGGUCACCAGUCUUGAUGUGACUGUAGAGGGACUCAAUGGUCAGCUGCCCAACCUUGAUCUGCUGAACCUCUUCCAGACAUUCUGCCAGAAAGGGGGGCUGUUAUGCACACUCCAGGGCAAGCUGCAGCCUCAGGACUGGACAUCACUCGAAGGACCAUUGCAGGGUCUGCAGACACUGCUACUGAUGGUUCUGAGGCAGGCCUCUGGCCAGCCCCAUGGCCCCCAUGGUCUUUUCUUGCGCUAUCGAGUGGAAGCCCUAACCCUGCGUGGCAUCAAUAGCUUCCGCCAGUACAAGUACGAUUUGGUGGCAGUGGGCAAGGCUCUGGAGGGCAUGUUCCGCAAGCUCAACCACCUCCUGGAGCGCCUACACCAGUCAUUCUUCUUCUACCUGCUGCCGGCCCUCUCCCGCUUUGUCUCCAUUGGGCUCUACAUGCCUGCCAUGGGCUUCUUGCUCCUGGUCCUUGGACUUAAGGCCCUGGAGCUGUGGAUGCAGUUACAUGAGGCUGGAGUGAGCCCUGAGGAGGCCGGGAAGGCUCCUGGCCCUGGGUCUCCACCCUUGGCAACACAGGGCGUGGGCCUGGCCUCACUUAUGGCACCCCUACUGAUCUCUCAGGCCAUGGGUUUGGCCCUCUACGUCUUGCCCGUGCUGGGCCAACAUGUAGCUGCUCAGCAUUUUCCAGUGGGUGAAGCUGAGGCUGUCGUGUUGACACUGCUAGCUAUUUAUGUGGCUGGCCUAGCCCUUCCACACAACACCCACCGAGUGGUCGGCUCACAGGUCCCAGACAGAGGCUGGAUGGCGUUGAAGCUGGUGGCCCUGAUCUACCUAGCUCUGCAGCUGGGUUGCAUUGCUCUCACUAACUUCUCCCUGGGCUUCCUGCUGGCUGCUACCAUGGUACCUGCUGCUGCACUCACCAAGCCCCAUGGACCCCGGCCACUCUAUGCUGUCCUGUUGAUGAUGACAAGCCCAGCAGUCACACUCCUUGGUAGCCUGUUCCUGUGGCGGGAGCUGCAGGAAGUACCACUAUCUCUGGCGGAGGGCUGGCAGCUCUUCCUGACAGCACUGGCCCAGGGCGUGCUGGAACACCACACCUAUGGUGCCCUCCUCUUCCCAAUACUGGCCUUGGGUCUAUAUCCCUGCUGGCUGCUUUUCUGGAAUGUUCUUUUCUGGAAAUCUUGGCCCACUGUCUACUAGAAGUCCCUAGCAAUUGGCUAGGCAUUCCUACUCACCUCUCUGGUGGAGCCACCCUGGUGACUGAAGUGGGAGCCUGAUCCCAUCAACAUAAGGGGCAAGUGCAAAGCCACUCUCAACUGCACAUACAGUCCUGUAGGGUGGGUAGCCAGGCCCAGGCAUUUCCAUGCAGUACGCUUCAGUGCUGUGCCAGAAACAAUUCUGGGGCAUGAGAUAAUUUGCAACCAGGGUUUGAGAGCCUGACAGGAGCUGAGGUACCCAGAGACCAUACAACACCAUCUUUAGUCUGAGCUGAGAGGUCAAAGAAGCUGGAGUCUUAGGAGGCUCAGGGUUUAGUCAGUGUUUCUAGCCAAGGCUAGAAUUUUAGUGUGGACUGUAUAUCUCUGUGGACUGUAUAUACAGAAGGAACACCACUUAGUUAUAAUAGCACAAGCCAAUGUGAGAUGCCCACUAGAGGCAGAAGAGGUGGUACUCAGCCAGGCAUUGGGGGCGCAUGCCUUUAAUCCCAGCACUAGGGAGGCCGAGGCAAGCAGAUUGAUAUGAGUUUGAGACCAGCCUGGUCUUCAAGAGGUAGUUUCAGGACAGCCUCCAAAGCCACAAAGAAACCCUGUCUUGGGCUGGAGAGAUGGCUAGUUUAGUUUCCAGCAACCACAUGGUGGUUCACAACCAUCUGUAAUGGAAUCUAGUCUUCUCUUAUGGCCUUCAGGGAUACAUGCAGACACAACACUGUAUAUAUAACAAAUAAAUCUUUUUUAAAAAAAAAAAA